Mauremys reevesii (Reeves's turtle) is the source of this 6765-nucleotide messenger RNA. It is a transcript of the gene RAB3IL1, whose product is annotated as RAB3A interacting protein like 1. Lineage: Eukaryota; Metazoa; Chordata; Testudines; Geoemydidae. The coding region runs from base 3430 to 4872 and encodes 480 amino acids. Gene Ontology annotation, molecular function: guanyl-nucleotide exchange factor activity. The record is from RefSeq and is a predicted model, not a curated record. Gene Ontology annotation, cellular component: Golgi to plasma membrane transport vesicle. Gene Ontology annotation, biological process: exocytosis. The transcript is spliced from 14 exons.
AAGGAGUAGGAGCCUCCUUCCCAGCUGUCUUCCAGGCCCUGGGAUCUGGCACAGCCUCCCAGGCGGCUGCAUCCUGUAGCUGAGUCACGUCAGGGAGCAGUGGGGACAGGUCACCUCGUCCCAUCAAAGCAAGCAACGCUGGCUCUCAAAGAGGCUUAGAUGGAAGACCCCACUGCCUCAUGGAGGAAGGGUCUCCCCAGAGAUGUCCUCGAACCUGGACUCCUGAGAGCGUUUCUGGCAGGAGACUACAGCUCCUCGGGCAUGAAGAGAGCAUCAGGUUGUCUUGUUCAUGGCAUCUCUGGUCUCCAGCUACGUUUCCCGCAGCAGGGAAAACAAAGCCAUCAUCUCCCAGAAUCCCAACUCUUUGACCUCCUUCCGCUCAGCAGUGAGGUUUAUCCAGCCCCCUCACCACACCUGUCAGCCUCUGAAUGAUGAAGGGCGUGAAUGUCAGAGUCACCAGUACGAGCAAACUCCAGUUCCAGGCAGUGGGGCCUGUGUUUACUCAACCCCUCUGGAAACCAGGUCUGAAAUGGGGAGCAAGGACCCCAGGCCAGUUACAGUAGGAGUGGGCAGAGCAGGCCUGUAACAGGGUGCUUUUCCCUGGGCUGCACAGCCUGGGGCCUAGUCAAGCUGAUUAUAGAUGAGCCCUAACUGAGAGGCACCAUGUUCCUCCCCCUAAAGAGCCAGACUUCAGUGGUGACACAGCCCAGCUGGGGUAUCAACAGGAAUGAGAACGAGGUAGUUCAGAGCAGCAAGGAAUCUUGAGAAGAGAGGUAGGAAGUGCCCAGGGAAAUCUGCAGGAAAGAGAAAGGAGCAGAUCUAGCUGUUGGGUACAAGGCCCCCGGCUGUUACCAAUGUCAGUGUGGGACUGGAUUCCCCUACUGGGGGGAGUACACACACACCCAGAUAGAGUUACCAAGCCCAGCAAGGGGGCUGCAGGCUGAGCAAGAGCCCCAGCGAUGGCAGAAGGACUUCUUUCUGUGGAAAGAUCUCUUUGGACUUCUAGUGUGAGACAACCUGGGCCCCAGAAGGGUGGACUAAAGGUGGUGACCUGGCCGGAGGGCUGAGUUACCAGGGAGAGAAACUGCCAUGGUGCUGGAGCGACCAUGGAUGGGCUGUGAUGUCAUGCCUGGCCGCCAUGGGGGCACAUAAUGAUGAGUAGAUUUGUUUAUGAUUGGCCUAGUCAGGAGGAUCGAAUUCUGCCUGUGAUCCAUGAGGACUGAUGGAAGUCUUGGUUGCUGAAGGAAGGUCUGUCCUCCCAUGCGGGUGUAUCGAGGGACCGAGCCAGUCACUGGAUUUCCCAUUUCAGUUCCAGGGACUGGUUAAGCAGCCAAAGCAGGGGUUUCACCAGCAGCUCCUACAAAGCCAACAGAAGCAGAAGGAAGCGCAAGCGGAGCUACAGAUGUGAGAGAUCUUGCAAAGGGAAUGCCCAUGGAUAAAAAGAGCAGACACGGAGAGCAUGCCUGGGCUGUGUUGAUAAGGGUAGCCCAGGAGAGCAAGGCAUGAGAAAGUGUACAAGCAUAGCCUAAUGCCAAGAUGGGGAUAAGAGUUCUUUGUUUUGGGUGCAGAGAAGCUGGCCACCUCAAAAGACACAGCCUGCUUAGUAAAUUGCUGAGUGGCAAAAGGAGGGGCCAGGGCCUCAAGAAGUUAGAAAGAAAGGAAAAGGUGUCCUCUGACACAAACCCACAUGAGGCAGGCAACGUGGAGGUGGCAGGGAUGGCCAUGGACUUUGCAGACCCUUGACCAACACACCCUGUCAGGUGCAGCAGGGAGGUGAAGGACGAAAUGGUUGGACCAGAGAUAAAGCAGACUGAAGUAGGGACAAACGCAAGGGUGGAACAGUCAAUGGUGGGUUCUCCGACCCUGAUGGAAAAGGUUUUGGGGGAUGCAGCGGCAGUAGUAAAAAGGCUACAGAAGAAGCUAAAGGCUUCAGAACAGGCUCCGCAAGCAGCUGUUAAUGAGAAUGAGUGGCUGCAGGAAGAGCAUUGGGAUACUGCAGAAGAGAAGGAUGGCCUCUGAGUUCUGGUGAGCGAGCUGGCAGUGGAGCUGGAGACACUGUGGGUACAGGCUGUACAAGCGCUCAGCCAGUGACAGCGAUGAGAUGACAAGGGAUGAAGUUUGGACAAGAAUAGAACUUGCCCCUCGUGUGGGCCAGUUUCUAAGGAGGAGCGUAUAUGACAGGGUGGCUUGGCCUGUUGGCAAUAAAGCCUGGAGCUAGGCCAAAUGGAUUACAGAGUGAGCUCCAUCUGAGGGGAAGGCCAGGGGAAACCGCAGCAAAGGUACAGGAGUAGGCCUAGCUGUUCAGUACAGACCUGCUGGUUCUCCCAUGGUCUCUAAGGAAGUGGACGUACAAGGCCAUAGAAAGGGCUAUCAAGGCCAGCAAGGGCAGGCCGAGCCAAAGUCAGGCUGAGGAAAAGCCCCCAAGGGACGGAGGACCUUGUUUUGGUUAAAGACAUUUUUGGACUUUUUGUUUGGGAUGAGCGUGACCCAGGAAGGAGUGGACUAAAAGACAGUUACCUGGCUGAAGGGCUGAGUUCCCAGGCCAAAAACUGCCAGAGUUCUCUAGCGACUCCCGGCGGGGAUGCUAGCCCAGUAAGAAAGCUGUGAGCCCAGGCCUUGCCAGGAAGGGGCACCUAUCGAAGCUGCCCAGAAAUGUUCUGUCCAAGUUAUUUUUCAAUGAAGAAUGAGGAGAAGGAGAGGAAAACAUACCUCACCUGUGGCCUGAAACCCAGGACUGUCUGCAUGAGCCCUGUUGAUCUUUGCUCUCUGCUGUACAUUCCUUGCUGUUCCCCCACCCUCACGCUCCAGCUUAGGGCCAAGCAUUUGUCCUAUUGUCUCUCUCCCGAGCUGCCCAUCCUAGGAAGCUGGGGGACACCGUGACAGCACCAGCAGCUGUGUGGAGGCAGAACACCCAGCGAGGUGUUCCCAAACCUGUUCUGUUCUAAUGCUCCUUCCCCCCCGUCAAGUGUCUUUCUUCUUGUCUUUGCCAGUUUCCUAGAAGCAUUGUCCCUUCCAAGUCCCAGGAUCCUUCAUUCUGACAGCCAGCCCCUGGGAGUUAAUUAUUACAUGGAGUUGUAAGUUUAAGGGCUGCCUGGCUGAGCUGAAGACACUUUCCCCUCCUCCCAGCUGCUUCUUGGAGGUAGCAAAGGUUAGAACCACUGUGGCCCAUGCUGUUGCUGCUAGGCGGGGGAGACAGGCAGUGCAGAGCUCUGGGGCUUCCGGGCCACUGCUGACGAUGCCCGUAGUGAUGCCCUGCUGCCUGUUCACAGACCUUGGCCUGAAUGGAUCCUGAACAUGCAGCAGCACGGGGCAGCCCACUGAGCAACACCCUCUCUCCUCCCGUGUGGGUGACAUGGACUCCUGUGAGGGGCUUUGCCACGUGAUCGCCCCCCCUCGCCCACCGCACGCCGUCACCAGCUGCAGUUGGCAAUGGACGCAGGGACCACUGUGUACAGUCCGUCUGCCUUCGGCUACCCGUCCAGGAGUGAGACAGGGGCCGGAGCUGCUGAGACCUGGAGAGCUGCUGCCCUCACAUCCGAAUGCCCUGUGUGUGAGCCACGGGGCCAAGAGGAGCCCACGGCGGUGGAGAGCCAGGCCCCGUUCAAGGAAGGCAGCCAGCAGCUCCAGAAGCAGCCGGCGGUGGGACAAUGGAAGCCGCUGGCAUCAUCCAGCGGCGGGAAGGAGCUGCCGCAGCUGGAUCCUCGCUGCAGGGAGGCAGGUGGGGGAGACGACGACCAAUCCACAGCGCAGCGCAAUGUCUCCCGCCUGCGCAGCUCCUCGGUGGAGAUCCGUGAGAAGGGAUCGGAGUUCCUGAAGGAGGAGCUCCACAGAGCACAGAAGGAGCUGAAGCUGAAGGAUGAGGAGUGUGAGAGGCUGUCAAAGGUCAGAGAGCAGCUGGAGCAGGAGCUGGAGGAGCUGACAGCCAGUCUGUUCGAGGAAGCGCACAAGAUGGUAAGAGAUGCGAACACUAAGCAGGCGGCGUCAGAGAAGCAGCUGAGGGAGGCGCGAGGAAAGAUCGACAUGCUGCAAGCAGAGGUGACUGCUUUGAAGACUCUGGUGAUCACUUCCACACCUUCCUCUCCAAACCGAGAGCUGCACCCCCAGCUCCAAAGCCCCUCCAAAGCUGUCUUCAGGAAAGGGCACGGGCGGAACAAGAGCGCCAGCAGCGCAGUAGUCACAGCCACCAGCCAGAGCCUGCCCUUGGAGCCGGUCAGCAACGAGUGCAAAGAGUUUGGCGUGCCCACUCUCCUCUCUCUGCUCCUCUGUAUUGUCCCGGGGAAGGCCAUCCACAUCACCUACGAGCCAGGCUGGCAGGCCCUGGUGGCAGAUCCUUCCUCGUCGUCCUCCUUGCGGCAGGUCGACUCCAUCCUGUUCGCUGAGUUCCAGGCCUGGAAGGAAUCCCCAACUUUGGAAAAAUCCUGCUCCUUCCUGGAGAGGAUUUACCGGGAAGAUGUGGGGCCCUGCCUGGACUUCACCAAACAGGAGCUAUCAGAGCUGGUGCAGGAGGCUGUGGAGCAGAACACGCUCACCAUAGAGCCCGUGGCUACCCAGGCACUGCCCGUGGUGAAGGUGUCGGCGAUGGAAUGUGGUGGACCAAACGGGUUCCGGUCACAAAUUGUAACGAAGUGCGCUCUGAGUGGCCUGUCCCGAGCCUGCAAACACCGCAUCAAACUGGGGGAUUCUGGGAACUAUUAUUACAUCUCACCAUCCUGCAGGGCCAGGAUCACAGCCGUAUGCAACUUCUUCACCUACAUUCGCUACAUCCAGCAGGGCUUGGUGAGACAGGAUGUGGAGCUGAUGUACUGGGAAAUCAUGCGGCUCAGGAGGGAAAUGUCCAUGGCCAAGCUGGGCUUCUACCCCAGCGCGAUGUAGGCUGGACCUCGCCGUCUGAAGGGAGCUGCCCCAGCACGAACGUCACGUACUCCAGCAGACAGACAGACUGAGGCAGUGCGUCUACGCCAACGGGGUUCCCUCCUUCUCCCGGCCUGACGUGAACCACAGAGGGGAGGAGGAGAGUUCCGCCAUCCAAAGGCCUCCUUGCUGCCGUUCUCACAGUGACUGAGAUGCAGACACCCCCACCUGCCCCCAGAGAUGGGCUGGUCCUUUGAGCUCUGGGGGGUGGCCAGCACUAAGUUCUGUCCAUAGUGGACCCUUUUCCCUAUGCUGCCUAUAGCCAGUUUUUUUAAUUUUAUACACAAUCUUGCUUCUGCAGAUUCUCCGAAACCUGCUGUGCACGAGGCAGGUCCUGGGCUCCUCUGUUUGGCAGAGGGUCCUUCAGCACUGAACUGCAGCUGGGCCUUCCCAUAUCCACCCCCCUGCCUGAGCGAGGCGGGGUGCAGUAUUGCUCUGCUGUGCCCCCAGCCCUCACUGGUGCUCCUGCAAAUGCCAGUCCCGCACAGUAACCUCACUGAGAGCCAUGCAAAGCAUAUUUUCCAAGUGCUUCCCUGCUCCUCUGGCAGUCGCCUAUAGGAGUCGUUUUCCAUUCGCUCAGUCACAAAGAGGGGUUUGGUUUUGUAACCCAGCUCAGAGCUGCUGCUGGGAGAGCUACAGCGUAGGCCAAAGCUCCGUGCCUGGGGCCUUGGUCGCAGUGCAAAUGGAAAUUGCAGAACAGAAAGCUGGCCACAGCUAUGCUGAGGUUGGCUGUACUAGGCUGCAGACAGUGUCUCUUCAGGUCCUUGUGAGGCAGCGGUGCCUGGCUAUGGUCACUGCAGGAAUGAGCAGCUCUCUAUUGCUCUGCUAUAAACCCCAGCCAAGGACAGAUGCCUCCUAGCUACUCCUGUUUCUAGGCUGCGGCCUCAGGCAUUCACUUCCCUGCUGUCCCAAUAUAAACUCCAGCCUGGGGCUGUCUCCUCUCUGGCUCUCCUUGUAGCCCCCAACUCAGGCAGUCACUACUCAGUGGCUAGUUAUAGGCUCUGGCCCUGGGCAUUCACUUCUGUGCUGCUUCAUUAUAGAUUAAGUCCAGACGGACCCAUUAGAUCAUCUAGUCUGACCUCCUGUAUAACAGAGGCUGUAGAAUUUCACCCAGCGACUCCUGUAUUGAACCUAAGCCUUGCCAGUGCUUCGGGGUGAAAGUAACUUAAGGGACUUACCGGUGCGCAGGGCGGCCAGGGUCCUGAGCAAGGUUGGGGGCGGGGGAGGGCUGGGGCCAGACUCCCCCAGGCAGCCCUUCAGCAUGGCCUUUUGGCGAUUUAAAGGGCCCAGGGCUCCCGGCCACCGCCAUCAACACUACCCCGGGGCUCCAGCAGUGAUUUAAAGGGCCUGGGGCUCCGGCUGCGGUAGCAGCGGCUCCCUUUAAAUCAACCCCAGAGCCCCAUGGUAGCAGCAGUGGUGCCUUGGAGCCCUGGGGCUCUGGUGGCAAUUUAAAGGGCCAGGGGCUCUGUCCACUGCUGGGAGCCCCGGGCCCUUUUAAAUUACUGGGCCCCAGGGAAGCUGCCCUCUGCAGUAUGGUCGGCUGUGUACCAGCUCUUACCGGUACGUCGGACCGGCUUACUUUCACCUCUGCAGUGCUUCCUUAAUGGUCUCCCAGCUCCCCAGCAGGGAGCCCUGAGACACCACUGCAUGUGGGUGACAGCGCCUGAGACAACCAACCAUCUCCUAGGCCCCCCUGCAGCUCACAUCUCCCCUCCCACUGUCAUUAAUAUAGGAGUAUAUGCAGUAGUGCUGGGAGGGCCUGAUCCAAAGCGCAUUGAAAUCCUUGGACUCCCAGUGUCUUGGGCUCAGACCUUAAAUAUAGAUGGUGCUUUACAGAACUUUGCAAAGCCAUGA